AUGGACCUUGUCUCUGGAGAAGAACAUGUGAAAUUGGCUAUGAAGCAACAAGAACAUGCAGAGAACACAGUGGAGAGGGUAAAAGAUAAAGAACGUCCUGUUGGAGAGGCAGUGGAAGCCAGGAUGAGGGAUGUGCAGAAGCACAAACCCAAAGAGAAACUCUUUCCAGAUUCACCACUUUUCAAGCAGUUGGGGGAGGAUCUUUCUGAGGCUCAGCAGAAAAAGGCCCAGGACCUCUUCGAAGUCCAGAAGUUGGGUUACAACUGUUACCUUGGUAACCAGUUGCCCCUCAGUCGUGUCAUCCCAGACACGUGGGAUGCCAGAGUGGUCUUUUAUUGGUGUCUUGGGAAGAAAUAUUCUUUGCAACUCCCAUCCCUCAGUGUCAUUCUCACACUCAUGAAUGAAGCUCUGUGUGUAAUGCAGUGGGCCAUCACCAGUAUCAUCAACCCGACCCCCUCUCGUGUGAAGGAGAUCAUCUUGGUGGACGAUUUCAGCUCAGAUGAGCCCAUCUUGGCUCUAAUUCAGGAAGACAGCACUGUGAUUGUGUCUUCUGUGUUUGAUAACGUUCGUUUUGACACCUUUGAACUGUAAAAGUACACAUUGGCAGCUGAUGGUUUUGACUGGAGACUAUGGGGCUGCUACGACCUACAGCCAGAGGCCUGGCUGGAUCUGCAUGAUGUCACCACCCCACAGAAGAGUCCUUCCAACCUGAGCAUCCUGGCUGCCAACAGGCUCUUCGUGGGGGAGACUGGGUCUCUGGAUGGUGGGAUACUCAUCUAUGGAGGAGAGAAUGUGGAACUCAGCCUGACUGUGUGGCAGUGUGGAGAGAAAAUCGAGAUCUUGCCCUGCUCCCGGGUUGCUCAUCUAGAGAGACACCACAAGCUCUAUGCCCUAGAUCUGAGUUCUGCCUUGAAGCUCAGUGCUCUGCGCGUGGCUGAAGUCUGGAUGGAUGAAUGCAAACACACGGUCUACUUGGCCUGGAACAUACCUCUCCAGAACUCUGGCAUCAAUUUGGUAGACAUUUCUUCCAGAAAGGCACUCUGGGAGAAACUGAAAUGUAGAAGUUUUGACUGGUAUCUGAAAAAUGUUUAUCUGGUCCUGAAGCCAAUCCACAGCACUGUGGGCUAUGGGAGAAUGAAAAAUUCCCUGGAUGAAAGUGUCUGCCUGGACCAGGGACUUCCUUCAGGCAACACCUCCAGGAUGUGUUACUGUCACAGCCACAGUCUGCAGAAUGUCUGCUACCACCUAACUGGGAUUCUAGGAGGGGCCAUGACUGCAGGGACACGUGCUGAUGAUCGCUGCCUGACAGACCCCGGCAGUGGGGAGCAGCCCACUCUAGAGUCGUGUCCCAAGGCAGCCAAAACUGGAUUGCACAUGUACUGGGAUUGUAAACCACGAGGAAGGGCUGUCAUAAACUGAGGCCCCGAACAAUCUCUGGAGGAGAAGAGGGACCCUUCAGUUAUUUAUAUGCCUGUGCUCUGGGCUUGCACCACGCAGGUGUGGACAGAACAGCAUACUGUCGGCCACUGGGGGUCACCCUAA
Manis pentadactyla (Chinese pangolin) is the source of this 1542-nucleotide messenger RNA. It is a transcript of the gene GALNT8, whose product is annotated as polypeptide N-acetylgalactosaminyltransferase 8. NCBI's taxonomy places the organism in Eukaryota, Metazoa, Chordata, Mammalia, Pholidota, Manidae. The record is from RefSeq and is a predicted model, not a curated record. Gene Ontology annotation, cellular component: Golgi apparatus.